Brettanomyces nanus is the source of this 603-nucleotide messenger RNA. RefSeq lists its product as uncharacterized. Gene Ontology annotation, molecular function: protein binding. The record is from RefSeq and is a predicted model, not a curated record. NCBI's taxonomy places the organism in Eukaryota, Fungi, Ascomycota, Pichiomycetes, Pichiales, Pichiaceae. The transcript has a single exon. Bases 1 to 603 code for a protein of 200 amino acids.
AUGUCUCUUCCUAUUGCUUAUGAUUCGGUGACGAAGAAGGUUCAACUGGAUGAGAAUGCUAAGUUCGAUGAAAAUAGAGACCUUCAGCUAGAGAUUGACCAGUUGAACACAUUAAUGAAGGACUACGUCAGCAUCAAUUCAGACGUGCCCCCACUACCUACUCCCCAAUCAUUCACGAAGAACCUCUCGUUGAUGGUUAAAAAGAUGCACACAAGUGCGACAAAUCUUAUGAAGCAAGGAAAGUUUAGAGACGCUUCUAAACAAUACGGAAUAGCCCUAGGUCUUGCUAUGGCCAGACCCAAGUUCGAGAAUUUCCAACUUACAAUGUCCGAGGCAAUUAUUUGUCUUAUAGGAAGAUGCGAUGCUCUUAUCAUGGAUAAGGAUUUCUUGGCAGCAUAUCAAGAUGCUGAAAUUUUGAGUCAAUUAGCUGCAGGUGUCCCUGAGAGUCAUUUACGCAAAGGUGUGUGUGAAUUAAAGCUUGGUAAUGCACUUGAGGCCAAGGCUGAUUUUGAGAGGGGUCUCUGUUUCAAACCAGACCAUACAAAACUACAGCAGCAUUUAAAGUUAGCAGAGGAUGUAAUUAGAAAGGAGAACGGGGAUUAG